Penicillium samsonianum is the source of this 759-nucleotide messenger RNA. Its product is annotated as type 1 glutamine amidotransferase. The transcript is spliced from 3 exons. The record is from RefSeq and is a predicted model, not a curated record. Bases 1 to 759 code for a protein of 252 amino acids. NCBI's taxonomy places the organism in Eukaryota, Fungi, Ascomycota, Eurotiomycetes, Eurotiales, Aspergillaceae. Gene Ontology annotation, cellular component: cytosol; nucleus.
AUGCAUACCCCGCUCCGCAUAGCCGUCUUGGAAUGUGACACCCCGCUUGACAGCAUCGACCGUCGCUAUAAUGGAUAUGGCGGGGUAUUCCGCAUGCUCCUCAAAGCUAGCGCCACUGCCUUGAACCAGCCCGAGAUCCUCGAUCCAGAAACGGGUCUGGAAAUCACGGCUUGGGAUAUAGUCAAUGACGACAAAUACCCGAAGCUAGAAGAUGUCGAUGCCGUGCUUCUAACAGGAUCAAAACACAACUCCUUCGGAGAUUCCCCCUGGAUCAUCCGCCUCGUCGAAUUCACUCAACAAGUUCUCGCUCAGGACCGGGUCCGCCUACUCGGAAUCUGCUUUGGACACCAAAUCGUCGGCCGCGCAUUAGACAGCAAGGUCGGACGAAGCGACCAAGGUUGGGAGAUUGCCGUAUGUGAUAUGGAUUUGACGGAUAAGGGAAAAGAGUUGUUUGGACGGGAUAAGAUCCGCAUCCAGCAAAUGCACCAGGAUAUUGUCUUUAAUUAUCCCCCGAACGUGAUUCCUCUGGGCUCAUCCCCGCGCUGCGCUGUGCAGGGUAUGUAUGCGCCGCGCCGCUUUAUCACCGUUCAGGGCCAUCCUGAAUUCACGGGGGAGAUGGUCACGGAGAUUACCCAGGCUCGGGCCGAUAGCGGUAUUUUUAAGGUGGACCAAGCUCAGGACGCUUUGAGCAGAGCUAAUAUUGAACAUGAUGGUGUCGCCAUUGGGGUGACGUUCCUCAAGUUCCUACUGGAGGAGUAA